AUGGUGUUCGUUAAGCCUACUGUCGGAAUCUCUCGUCUUGCUGGUACAGCAUUCAAAUCUUUCACCCACGGAUACGCCCAGACUGUCGUCGCCGCUUCUCAGUCUUCCUACGCUUCUCAGAAUACCGGUGUUACACCUCUCGCGAGCAACUGGAUCCAUCGCAUUGGCGGAAACACUAGCACAUCUCAAGUUCAACAUGUGCCUACACACGCUAGCACUCAGGCAGCCCGCCAGGACAACAACCACAACGAUGGUCUAGCUCAGUACUACGAGGCAUGGCACAAGCACCACAAGAACGGCGACCUUCGCGAAUGGCAGCAGUUCCAGUUCCAGAAAUUGAUCGGAUACCCUGGCACAGGAGCCGCUGAGAGCAAGGAGCUGGACGAUGUUCAGGAGAGCAGCGCAAUUGAAGAGGUGGAUGAGAGCCUGGAAGAUUCGCCGCAACGAGGAAGCCUGAAGCGCGCAUACACUACCAGCGCCGUCGACAAUUUUGACAAGGCCAUCGACAAUCAAGAGGCUGCCGCUCUCGCAUUCGCUCAGGUGAAUGAAGCAAUUGCCGAGGAGAUCAGCAAGACCAAGCAGGAAGAUGUCCACGAAGAGCUUUCUGGUCUUGCUCACGACCACACCAAUGCCGCCCUCAUCUCCGAGGUCGAUGCGUACACACAGGAACUGGAAUCGAUGCUCCGCGACAAGCAGUACUCACGCAUUCCUAGUACCUUCGAGUCUAUGCUAUAUGCUGGUGUCAAGCAACCCCCUGCUUCAGCUUACCGUGCUCUGAUGACUUCGGCUAUCGAGCUUACCAUUGGUAGACACCAAAAGGUUCCCAAGGCUUUGGAAGUUUACUCGGACAUGCUCCGCCGUAGAGUGGUCCCGGAUGCAGAGACUUAUGCUGCCCUCAUCGAUGUUCUGGCAAGCAGAGCUCUGGAAGCUUCGGCCACCAAGAAAGUUCUUGAAGAGAAGCGCAAGCGUUACGGUGGUAUGGAGGCCGAGGACAGCUUCCUCUUCCAUUCAGAUGCGCUGGAAUAUGCCAUUUUUGCAGAGGAUGAAUCCUUGAGCAUCGCCUUGACUACAUUCAACUCGGCAUCAACAAAGGUCAACAUCUCAACCACAUCUUAUGGUCUCCUGAUUCACGCAUGUGCCAUGCAAGGGCGUGUUUCUGAUAUGACGCGUCUGUUCGAACACAUGUCUGACAAAAACAUCGUUCCCUUCGCAAACAUCUUCCCGGCCAUGAUCAACGCGUUCUCGUCUGCAGGAGACUUGCGCAACGCCGUGGACUGCUACGACCACUACAAGAAAUUGGCCAUGGAGAACGAUGCUGGUCUGAACAGCAUGUCCAGAAUGGAUGAAGCUGUUUACUCUUCCUUGAUCAAGGCAUAUGCUGCUUGUCAACACGCAGCCGGUGGUCAGAAGUUCCUGGGUGUGAUUGAGUCCCAGGAGCCCAACGCCUUCAAGCGUCAAGCACUCCGUGACACUGUUCACGUCGAGUCGUUCCUUCCUCUCUCGCUUCAAGCUGGCAACUACAAGGAAGCUUCUGCCAUUCUCGCUAACAUCUCAAGCGCCGCUUCCGUCCACGCUCUCAACAAGAUUGCCAUUGCUGCCGCUGAUGUCAACAACUCGACCGAGAGCACCAAGGCGUUCAACGCUCUGGCUUCGAUGGGUGCGGACCUCGCUCCCUCUGCCAUGGCCAUGCUUGCGAUGCACAUUCGCAAUGCAAACCUCGACGCUUCUGAACCCUACUGGCGUGUACUUGAGAACUCCAUGGCUAAUCCUUCCUUCAUUGAGCCAACCACUAUUCGCGCUCUUGCUCUCAUCGGCGUUGGUGCUGCAACCCGCGGGCUCGCACAAACCCGCUACAUGUUGAGUCGUAUCAGAGCCACUCAGAGUUCGGCAUCUGCAAAUCAAGACAUUGCUGAAAAGGUUGAAGAAGUCAUCGAGGUUCUUGGCGACUUUGCACUGAGCAACAACCGCAAGCUUGAGAUCGGUGCUAGCAUCGAGCUCCUGCGCAUGAUGGUUGACAACGGUGCUCUUGUCGACCCCAUGGCCGAGCAUCUCGUUGCUUCCUUUGGUCCUCAGGAAAUCUCGCAGCUCAACCCUGGUGACAUUGGUCUGUUGACCAAGAUCCAAUCACGCAUGAUCCUAGAUGAGUCCGCCCCUGGAAUCGCUGGCGAUGCCAGAUUCGCUUGUCUCCUCGAAAACAUCGUCUCUCGCACCAUUCUUCCCGAUGUCUCUACCGAAAACUUGAUCGAGAAGACUUUGAUCAACCUGGACCGUAGCGAUCUCAGCCGUCUCUGGAACAACUACCGCUACCCUGUUCUUCCUUCUCCCGUCUACCCGCCCGUUGUUAACUUCAACCCUUUCGCCCAACCUCCUCCGGCACCUGUCUCGCCUGUUUUCGAUGAUGCGUUUGACCCUUACGCCGGCCGCACUGACAACAAGGCCUCAGUGGCCAUCACUGAUCUUCUCGAAAAGCCUCACGGAAAGUCCGCAGCCUACCUCAACGAGGCUCUGGCCAAGUUCCGCAACGUCCGCCGUGCUGGUCGCGUCCCAAGAUUCUUUGCUUACGCAAAGCUGAUCACAGCUGCCGCUAAGGAGAACCAAUUCAACCUCUGCCGCGACAUCCUCGAGAUGGCCAAGCAGGAUGUUCCUUUCCUUCCUCAGUACCGCGUAGUCAGAUUUGGAUGGGUCUCGAUCCUUGAUUCCAUGCUCUCGGCCUGCCUCAAUGUAGGUCGUCGCGACCUUGCUGCUCAGUACCACCAAGACUUGCUUGACAUGGGAGCUUCUCCUUCUGCCAACACCUACGGCCUGUACAUCACCACUCUCAAGGAGAACACCAAGACCUUUGACGAAGCCACCGAAGCAGUCAGAAUAUUCUUGCGUGCCAAGGCUGAGGGUGUCGAGCCUACCUCCUUCCUCUACAACGCAUUGAUCGGCAAGCUUGGCAAGGCCCGUAGAAUCGAUGACUGUCUGUUCUACUUUGCUGAGAUGCGCAACCUCGGUAUUCGUCCUACCUCUGUCACCUAUGGGACUAUCGUCAAUGCUCUUUGCCGUGUCAGUGACGAGAAGUUCGCUGAGGAGAUCUUUGAGGAAAUGGAGGCCUGUGCCAACUACAAGCCUCGUCCUGCACCUUACCACAGCUUGAUGCAGUACUUCUUGACUACCAAGCGCGACCGCAGCAAGGUGCUAAGCUACUACGAGCGCAUGCGUGCUAAGGGUAUUCAGCCUACCAUGCACACUUACAAGCUUCUCAUUGACACCCAUGCCACUCUUGAGCCUCUAAACAUGGCUGGAGCAGAGACUGUUCUCGCAGAGAUGCGUGCUGCAGGCGAGAAGCCCGAGGCUGUUCACUAUGCUGCUCUCAUCCACGCCAAGGGCUGCGUACAACAAGAUAUGGCUGGUGCUCGUGCUCUCUUCGACACCAUUGCCUCGGAUUCAACCGUCAAGCUUCAGCCUUGUGUAUAUCAAGCCAUGUUUGAGUCUCUUGUUGCAAACCGUCAAGUCGCUGAUGCCGAGCCUUUGCUCGCUCACAUGGCGUCUCGUAGAGUCGAGAUGACUCCUUACAUCGCCAACGCACUGAUUCACGGUUGGGCACUGGAGAAGGACAUUGUGCGUGCUCGCCAAGCCUUUGACCGUGUCAACUUUGCCGACCGCGAGCCUAGCACAUACGAGGCUAUGGUUCGUGCUCACCUUGCUGUCGAGGACCGCGAGGGUGCGCAAGCCGCUGUUGGCGAGGCGCUCAGUAGAGGAUACCCUGCUGCUGUUGCCAACAAGAUUGUCGAGCUCAUCAGUGGUGGCAGACAAUAA
Molecule: messenger RNA, 3801 nt
Organism: Aureobasidium namibiae CBS 147.97
Lineage: Eukaryota; Fungi; Ascomycota; Dothideomycetes; Dothideales; Saccotheciaceae
Exons: 2
Coding region: 1-3801 (1266 amino acids)
Molecular function (GO): protein binding
Source: RefSeq, a predicted model, not a curated record